AUGUUCACCGUGGUGGUGGAAUUGGAGCGGCGCAGAGAAGCAGGGGAAGACGGGAGCGACUCUGCUGACCCCAGCCCUGCCCACAGGAACAAUGCAUCACCUUCGACAGAGUCCUGGGCUCCGAGGCUGCUCAGUGUCUCUUUGCAGGAGGCAGAGCUGGAGCUGCUAGCACAAGUCCAGCCCGCCCUGGGCUCUGUGGGCCGAGGAUACAGCGUGGCCCUGCUGCUUCGGGGUCGAGAAAGAGAGGCGCCCCACCUCGUGCCUCGGCUGCUGCAGAUGCUGUUUGAGGAAGCUCUGCCUCCUGGGGGCUCUGAUCCGGUGUUUAGCACUCUUAGCCUGGUGCAGCUCAGCCCCAGUGGGAGGACGCGGGACCUGCUGUCUUCAAGGGCAGAGGAACUGUCAGUGCUGGAAGUGGCCCCUCUAGGCUUGGUGGUGGAAAAUGCCACUGAAAUGGAGGUGUCCGACUCAAGAGCUGCCUCAGAACUGUACUUGCAGGCCACAGCGGGUGAAGGCAGAGACUGCCCCCUGCUGCAGGUGUUGGCUGGUAAGGCUGCUGAUGAGCAGGUGGAGGGCUCUCUGCCCUGGAUUGUCUCCUGGCUCCUGGAAGGAAACAACUACAAUGGCAUUCUUCUUCGCCUAGACCCUCAAGGCAGCUCCCUGAGCUUGCUCCAGGCUGCUCUGCUGGGGGCCGCGGGAAGGAGGAUGCGGGUAAGACAGGUGAAGCCCAUCCUGUGGGAUGCAGCAGAAGAGGCCCGAGCCCGCAGGGCUGGCCUGAAAAGCCUGCGUUCAGGCCUCCUUGGGGCCCCGCUGGCAGACAGUGGGCUCAGCCAGCUGGGCAGGGCACUGCGGGAGUUGCAGGUGGUGAAAUCCUGGAGCCAGCACCCAGGCAGCCGCUUGCCCAAGGGGGUCAGAGCUGAGGUGCAACCAGAACCACAGGACAAUGCUACAAACAGCUUAGCCACAGGGCCAGUGGCAGGAAGAGCAGCAUCUCUAGGACCUGGGCUCCACCAAAAGCAUCCUCUCAGGGACUCUGAGGAGCAGGCCCGACAGGCCCCAGAUGUGGCCCUGCAGUUCCUCCUGGCCCAGGCCCGGAGGAAGAGACUGCGAGAACAACACCAACUUUGGAUCCAAGAGGAACUGAAGCAUUUGGAUCAGGAGGAGGCAGGUGACGAGGUCAAAGGCCUGGUGGCAGGAGAAGAGGCCUCCACGGCGAGCCAGAGGUGGCACCGGGAGCAGGCAGCGCUGAGACUCCAGCUGGAGGCUCUUCAGGCAGAGCGGGACACUGCGGAGCAGGACCUGGUAGCCCUCUAUGACCUGCACGUGCAGGCCACUCGAGCUCAGACUUGCCAUCUGUUACAGGUGUUCCGAGCCUGGCGGGGGCUGUGGGAGGAACAGACCAAGACCACAGAGCAGCAGCACCGCCACCUGCUGGCUGGCAUUCUGCAAGACACCAUCAACCUGGCCGCUCAGAACCAGGAGCUCCAAGCCCAGAACCGGCAGCUGCGGGAGGUUGCAGACUAG
Messenger RNA from Phyllostomus hastatus (greater spear-nosed bat), 1521 nucleotides. RefSeq lists its product as uncharacterized. Lineage: Eukaryota; Metazoa; Chordata; Mammalia; Chiroptera; Phyllostomidae. The transcript has 14 exons. The record is from RefSeq and is a predicted model, not a curated record. The coding region runs from base 1 to 1521 and encodes 506 amino acids.